ACGUCAGAUUCUUUGUCAAAAAUCCUCGUCUUAACCUCAAUUAUAAAUGUGAUCGUCCUAGUUAAAUUGUGAUGUUUUUAAUCGGAAAAUUGUUUGUAAAACUUGUAUAAUGUCAGGGACUGAUAAAUUCCAACUCUUUGUGUACGACGGUGACUUUGGAUUGCCUUCAUUCGAUGUAGAGUGCUCCAAAUCAAUACUUUACACAAUUAUAGCUCAAGUUCCAGUUCAAAAGAAACUCUUGAACAGUAUUAAAAACUGUGCUUUUUACAAUGGACCCUGUUUUGUGCACAAAAACGUAAAAUUUAACACCUUCCACGAGAUAGUUUUGUACUUGAAAACCUUGAAUUAUGACCUGGACAAGGAUCUCAGCCCUAAGCAAAGAAGCGAAUCGUUUGCCAUCACGAAUUUGGUUGAUUCAAAGUUGAAACCUGUCACAGAGUUCGUGUUCUAUACUGAUCAAAGAAACUACCAUGAGUUUACGAAGGUUUGGUACUUCAAAGCACUUCCUAUGCCGUUCAACCAGAUCCAUGCUUCAAGAAUCCAAAGAAGAGCCGAAGAUUUGAUCGAAAGCCUUUAUCCAAAUGAUGUUAACAUGGAAGUUGUCAAGGAUUACAUUAAUGUGGUAGCUAGAGAGUGUUUGUCUUCAUUAUCAACUCGUUUGGGAACAUCGAUGUACUUUUUUGGAAAUACACCGACCACUUUAGAUGUGGUAGUGUACAGUUAUAUUUCCCCCUUACUUAAAUUACCACUUCCAGCGAACAGUAUUCCUAGUUUAGUGUCUCUCUGGCCAAACUUAUGUGAUUUCGUCAAAAGAAUUGAUAAUAAUUAUUUUUCUGAUCUUCCCAAAGAGCCGAAAUACAUCAAAAAUGAAACCCAGAACAAAAAUAGUGAUGAUGAGAUCUCUUAUGUUGCGAUAUCACUAUUGACUUUCAGUGCUAUGUCUCUGGUGGUGGGUUUCGCAAUAAGCAGAGGUUUUAUAUCAUCGAAUUUCAUGUAGAUUAUUUAUUUAGUAUUAUUUUUUAUUUGUAGACGUUUAGAAAAAUUCCAGGUACUUUAUUUAUAAACUGUUCAUGUUUUAAUUUUCUGUCAUAAUAUUGAAGUGAGACAUUUUAAUGAAGUGUUUAUUGCAUUUAUAUAAACAUUAUGCAUUUCUUGUUCUGUUAAAAACCCUGAAAGCAAUAUUUACAGAAACUUUAUAAAUAAAUUUGUCUUAUAUAA
Messenger RNA from Sitophilus oryzae (rice weevil), 1218 nucleotides. RefSeq names its product metaxin-1. Gene Ontology annotation, biological process: mitochondrion organization. The transcript has a single exon. Bases 110 to 997 code for a protein of 295 amino acids. Gene Ontology annotation, cellular component: SAM complex. The record is from RefSeq and is a predicted model, not a curated record. Lineage: Eukaryota; Metazoa; Arthropoda; Insecta; Coleoptera; Curculionidae.